AUGGCUCGCCGUCUUCUCUUUCUCAUUAUUCUCAGCCUUGUCGCAUUAUUCUUCUUCUCAGAGGUACAAUCAGCAUCGUUCAAAAUUGUGAACAAGUGCCGCCACACGAUAUGGCCGGGAUUACUCUCAGGCGCCACCUCGCCGCCGCUUCCCACCACCGGAUUCGCUCUCCAGGGCGGAGAAUCGAAGACAUUAAAAAUCCCGAAAUCUUGGUCGGGUCGGAUAUGGGCACGGACCCUCUGCGGUCAAGACUCCGACGGAAAGUUCUCUUGUGCCACCGCCGACUGUGGUUCAGGCAAAGUAGAGUGCGUCGGCGGUGCCAAGCCGCCGGCGACAUUGGCGGAGUUCACCUUGAACGGCGCCGAUGGGUUGGACUUCUACGACGUGAGUUUGGUCGACGGUUACAACCUUCCGAUGCUGAUCGUGGCGAAGGACGGCACGAGGGGCGGGUGCAGCGCCACGGGGUGUCUCGUCGACCUCAACGGCGGGUGUCCAGCGGAGCUGAGGGUGGCGCUUGUUAACGGCAGCCGCAGGAGCGUGGCGUGCCGGAGCGCGUGCGAAGCCUUUGGUGACCCUCGUUUUUGCUGCAGCGAGGGGUACUCGACGCCUGACACGUGUGGUCCUUCUCUUUAUUCGCUAUUCUUCAAGCACGCUUGCCCACGCGCGUAUAGCUACGCGUAUGAUGACAAGACCAGCACUUACACAUGUGCCUCCGCCAACUAUUUGAUCAUUUUCUGCCCCUUGCCCUAUACCAGCCAAAAACUGUUGGGAGCACGGAAAGAUGGGGCACAGCUUCCCCUGGUAAACAAAACUAUGAUGUACUUAUCAAGGCUACAGUCAAGUGGUUCUUCACCAUCAGGUGUGGUUCAAACGAAGAGUAUAGCUUAUGUUGCUUCUAUUUUAGUGGCUUUGUUGCUGCCCUCUAUAGCAUCAUUUAUGGAUUAUGUUUCCUUGGACAUUUCAGAUAGAUAG
Messenger RNA from Sphenostylis stenocarpa, 972 nucleotides. The record is from the annotation of a GenBank genome assembly. NCBI's taxonomy places the organism in Eukaryota, Viridiplantae, Streptophyta, Magnoliopsida, Fabales, Fabaceae.